UAUUGGAUGCACUUCUCUUUCUCCAUCUCGAAUUGGCAUUUCUACGUUCACGUCAUCAACCGCCUCAACAACUCAUAAAUCCCCUACCAUAACCCUCUCCUAACCUAGGCAUACGAUGCUCCUACCUUCGCUAGAAUCAAUUGGGUGCCUCAUUUAAACCCUCUUUCUCCUCAGCUCCGCUCUCGCCUAUCUGGUUUAUCUGAGCAAUCUGGCGGACCGAUCCCAGUUUCAUCGAUAUGUCACGCCUUGGCAGCAUCAAGCGCGAGCCGAAGGGCUCAUCACCCACAAGCAUCCCGUCUAGGACCAUGCCGCCGCCCUCGCCUUCUCUGAAAAGGAAGCUGCCGCAUGAUGAAUUCACCGACAGCCAGUCCGUCGCCAACUCAUUCAUCCGCUCCCAUGCUCCUAGUGCCGAGACAUGGCAGCGGAGGGAAGAGGACGCCGAGCCCAUGUUGAUGGAGGUGAGAUACCGGCCUGGCAGUUUUAUAAGCGGCCCACAGGGUUCGCCGUCCCAGAACGUGGACACGAGCUUCGCUCACCAGAGCUUUGCCCAUCCCACCUUCACCGACAUUGGGAUGAAAUUGAAGGCCUGCAAUGAUACCCUGGGGGAUCUUCAGACUUUAGGUGUAUCUCACGUCGCUGCUCUACCCGAGUUAGUCCUUGUGGGUGACCAGUCGGCUGGAAAGUCUAGUCUCAUGUCCGGCUUGGCCCGCGUCAACCUGCCGCGGAGCGCUGGCGUGUGUACUCGCUGUCCGUUGCAUAUUCGUCUGAUCAGUAGCAACCUUGAUCGUUGGUCCUGCACUGUUUCUCUCCAGCAGGAUUACGACUUCCAGCCCAUCCCUGGUCGUAAGCCUAAGAAGUCUGAUGUCACCAAUGCAAACCCGUUUCCACCAUGGGUUAAGAUGACCCACCGUGACAGCAAGACAUUCAAGACUAUCUUCGACCCAUCGGAAAUCGAAGAAGUCCUGCGCUGGGCGCAAGUUGCAAUCUUGAACCAUAACCGGAACUAUGAACAAUUCAUUCCUGGCGAGGGACCGAUCGCGAAGGAAAUCACACUUGAUGUGGCCGCUCGUGACACGGACGCGCAGUUUUCACCGAACAUCGUUGCGUUAGAGAUCAAAGGGCCCGGCCUGCCAGAUCUCAGUUUCUACGACUUACCAGGUGUUUUCAUAUCGCCGGAGAAGGAAGAGGACGAAUACAUAGUGAAGGUCGUGAGGAAUUUGACCCGCGAGUAUAUCUCACGGGAAAAGGCUAUCAUCAUGUGGGCUCUCCCUAUGAACGUCGAUUCAGAAAACUCCAUCUCCUUAGGCAUCAUCCGCGACGCCAAGGCGGCAGAUCGCACGAUCGGCGUGAUGACGAAGGCCGACCAGUUGCCCCAGCAGAAUAUUCCCAGUUGGCUCGCCAUGUUCCGGGGUGAGAAGCAAUUAGUUGGCCACGGCUUCUUUGCUACAUCGCGGCCGCCAGAUCAACCACUAGAGAAUGCUACUAAGUGGGAGGAACUCUUUUUCAAUCGCGAGGUUAGCGGUAGCAGCGGGUGGCCAAGUGAGCUCGUCGACUUCUCAGACCGCUGUGGCGUGGAGGUCUUGCUUGAGUACCUUUCGCGGCAGCUCGGGGAUGCCUUUGCCCGAAGCCUCCCAUCCAUCAAGGAUAUGGUAUACACACGUCUUCAAAUGAUCCAGAAGGAGCUGGCGGAUCUUCCAGAGCUCCCGCAAAACGUUGAGCACGAAGUUAAAAAAAGCCUAUUCCAGUUUCUUGGUCAGAUGAAAACCGCCAUAAAAGGGACCGAAUUCUCGUCGGAGUGGAACGCACUCAACAACCACUUGCAGGAGUGCGUGUUUAAAAUGAAACCGACCUGCAAAGUCAAGGAACCUAGCCUCCUCACAAUAAACCUCGUAGACGAGGCAUCAACGAGCACGCCACCAAAACCCAGACCAAGUGACUCGACGAUGCGAGGAUCCACCACACCCAGCAGACGCCAGCGCCGAGAGGAAGUGAGCACGCCCGUGAAAGAAGAAGCCAGUGUGGCUCCGCUCGUUUCCCGCGCCUCGUCCGUCGUUGGAACUAUGGGCACGGAUUCGAGCCCGUUUACUAAGUAUUUCAACCUCGGCCGAUGCGCAUUGGACAUCAGAGACAUCCGCAGCGAGAUUUUAAGAAAGAAGCGACCCGGCAUGCCACGUGAUCUAGUCCCGGAUGAAGUGCGUGAGACAUUAUGUAUGGACGCGGUUAAGAAAUGGGAAGGACCACUCGAGACGUACAUUAACAAGACAGCCGAGCUUCUAGAAAAGACUGCCACCGCCGUUCUCGAUGAAUCUCUGGGAUCACUACGUCGUCGCCUAAUAUUCCGAGAAUGUCAAGAGUGUUUGAGGCGAUUCAUUGGCGAAGCCGUCGCCAGCCAGAGGGCUCGUCUCAUGGAGAUGUACGAGUCCGAAACUUACCAAUUGUACAUGAUGAAUGACGAUGCCUUCAAUCGGUACAAGGUGCUUGAGAUGGAGCAACUCCGCCGCGUACGCUCGAUAUAUAGGCUAAAAGCCUUAACCCUCUUUGAAUGGGACUACAAGGUUAAAAAGAUAGAAGAGAUGACGGAAGACGAAAAGACAUGGGAGCGGAAGAAGAUUGAUAGCCACAUUCCCAAGAUUGGCAAAGACCCUUAUGAGACCGAGCUCGAGGUCGCAGGUUUCGUUCGCGGCUACUACAUGACGGCUGCUGUUCGAUUCGUUGAAGGCAUCACCAUGAAUGUGAAUUCAAAUCUCUUCCGGACAUUCAGGGAGACACAGCUCGACCAUUCUCUGGAUGAGAAGUUCAAGAUCUAUAGCCACUCUGAUCCUAGUUUGUAUAGCAAAUUGAUGGAGGAAGAUGAGAGAACUGCGAAGCGGAGACAGCAACUCAAGGGGGAGAAGGAAAAGUUGUUAAAAGCUAUGGCCCGAAUCAACGAUUUAGAAGGGUCCUCUCAUGAUGCGCAUCACAGCCAGCCCACGGUGGUUGCCGUUAACUCCGACAGCGACAUGGAAGAUGGUGUGUUGUAACCGUACUAGACAAGUGGCGCCUAGAAAAGUCAUGUCGUCGGCGGACCUUUCUUGUGAGGUUGUUUGGGAUCUCUUGUCCCCAAUUGUCGCAGUGGAGGCGUAAUUGGGUAUAAUGACAAAAUAGAUGUCAGUAUAACCCUCCACCUCCCCUCUACUGUGUAGUAGGUCUUCAACUCCACAUAGCAUAUCGUUGAGGGAAGAAUAUGAGCCAGAGCUGGUACUUCGUCGUCCCCUCCUCGUUACGCGUCUCCGCAAAUAAAGGAACAUUCCUCUUUACCUAAACAGAAACCGGGAGGCCAUCGCGAUUGGCUACGUCUGUCUGGGUCUGGCCAAGCUUCCCCCUUGGGUGACUCUUCCUGUUUCAUCCCGGCUUUUGCCAAUUCAACCGCCCGGCCCUUUUCUAGUCCGCCACUGCCAGCAUGACCUAGCCCUUGCUCAGGCAUGCCUUGCGUCCAAUAGCAAGCGGACGACGGACCAACGUCCAAGAUCAUAUCCAUGCGAUGGAAGAUGUAGCACCGAAGUCUAGAAUAAAUCACCAGUAGCGUCGGCCUCGACGGGCAACGAGCAGGGCGCACACGCUCCCCAGACCCGUUUUGGGCAUAGCUGAAUGUUUUAUUGUCGAGGGGCGUGCCGAGAGCGACAACUUACGGCCCGUCGU
Durotheca rogersii is the source of this 3678-nucleotide messenger RNA. RefSeq names its product P-loop containing nucleoside triphosphate hydrolase protein. The transcript has 7 exons. NCBI's taxonomy places the organism in Eukaryota, Fungi, Ascomycota, Sordariomycetes, Xylariales, Xylariaceae. The coding region runs from base 237 to 3020 and encodes 927 amino acids. Gene Ontology annotation, molecular function: microtubule binding; GTP binding; GTPase activity. Gene Ontology annotation, cellular component: membrane; microtubule; cytoplasm. The record is from RefSeq and is a predicted model, not a curated record.